AUGACAAAAUAUACAACCGCUGAACUUAAUCUAGAUGUUGGAUGUUAUUUACUAAAAUUUAUUGAUGGGCUAGACGCAACUAAUUUUAUCGAAGCAGUCAACGGUAGUCGACAAUUCUGGUCGAUUGCAAAAACAUCAGAUCAUCAUUUUAUUGAGAUGAUCAAAAAAUUAUGUGGUCACCAAAGAAUUCGACUGCCGCGUGCACUAUUUGAAGACUUCACAAGUGAGUAUGAGAUCGAUGAUGAACAACUCAUUACAGUCUCAAAGCACUAUUCUGAUGUCAUCGAGCCAUCUGAACGUCUAUAUAUUCAUCCAUGCUUUGGUACUGAAGGAUUUACAAAGUUGUGUGAAGUUUAUAAGACUUCUCUUUUCAAUUGCUAUUCUCGACUCUUACCAUUGAACACUGUUUGCUGCUAUUACAAUGCAGAUUUUGGACUUCUUGAUUAUGAAUGGUAUGGUCAUACAAUCGGAUCCGAACGUAUAUUAAAUGAACACGAAAAUAAAUUAUUCAAAGUUAAUACUUAUUUUAUUAAGAACCAAGAGCGCAACUGUUGUUUGAAUAUGACAUUUGUAUGUACAAUGGAAGAGUUCAAACAAAAUCUGGCUACACGUUUUUCAUCAGAUACAUGA
Adineta steineri is the source of this 630-nucleotide messenger RNA. Lineage: Eukaryota; Metazoa; Rotifera; Eurotatoria; Adinetida; Adinetidae. The record is from the annotation of a GenBank genome assembly.